AUCGGACCAGACAGGUACCCAUUGGAGCGGCUGGACCACGGAACGAUCAUAACAAGGAAUCAUCAUCGUAACGUCGUCGUAAUAUCAUGUUCGGCGUUCAACUUGAGCAUCGACAUGAAGAACCGAGAUGGAGUGGGCGAGAUGUUUAUUUCCUGCGAAGGUAAUUAGCAUCAGGUCGGAUCCAAUUGAUUUCCCAUUGCUUCGAUUGGUGAUGGUGAUGAAUGGGGAAAACUCACGAUCUGGCUCUCAUCUUUCUUCUCUUACGCUUAAGGCGACGAACGCGCUUCUUUCUCCACUUGGCUCUCAUCUUCGUAGAUGGUUCGAGACUGAAGCUGGUCAGUCAAUUGCCUGAAGAUGAAUGUCUUAAAAGGUGAGGGGGGUCAAUACUCACACUGCUGCGAGGAUGAGA
Messenger RNA from Aspergillus novofumigatus IBT 16806, 409 nucleotides. RefSeq lists its product as uncharacterized. Bases 128 to 352 code for a protein of 74 amino acids. Lineage: Eukaryota; Fungi; Ascomycota; Eurotiomycetes; Eurotiales; Aspergillaceae. The transcript has a single exon. The record is from RefSeq and is a predicted model, not a curated record.